AUGGACGCUGCCGGCCGGCCGGCCGCCGGUCCCGGGGGACGGUGCCCCGGGAAGGAGGAGGAGGCGGCGUACGCGGAGGUGUGCGUCUCGGCCGGAGCAGAGAGCGAGGCCCGGGCGAGCGGGACGGCGGACGGCGGGGCGGCGGCGGCCGCGGAGGGCCCGGCCCCGGCAGGGCAUCGUCCCGAAGCCGCCGCCCCGGGAUGCGGCGCGGGGCCGGGGUCGCCGUCCUCCUCCUCCUGCCCCUCGGCGAGCAGCGCGGCGGGCGGCGGGGGGGCGGAGGAACCGGCGGCGGCCGGGGGCCAAACCUCCUCCUCCUCCUUGGGCUGCGAGAGCGACGAGGAGGCCGGAGCGGGGCGCGGGGCCGGCGGCCCCUCCCGGAGAGCCCCCGGGGGCGCGCCCGGCGCGGCGGGGCCGCACUACAUCAGCACGCAGGAGAUCCAGCUGAGCGAAGUGGACCACGAUAUGGACUUCGACGCGGGGCUGGCCGCCCGCUGGGACUUCGAGGACGACAACGUGAUCUACUCCUUCGUGGACUACGCCUCCUUCGGCAGCGACGAGACCCCCGGCGACACGCCGACGGAGGAGGACAACAGCUGCUACCUCAGCACGACGCCCAGCGAGCGCACGGCGCGGGCGGACAGCGCGGGCAGCGGCAGCGAGGCGGCGGGCGGCAGCUCGGGCAGCGACGCGCCUCGGCGGCCCGGCGGCGCGGGAGCGAGCCCCGCGGGACACAUCCUCCUAUCAAUCAAAGCGGCCUCGCGGGCUAUAAAUGAGUGUAGCGCCGCGCGGGAAGAGCGCGACGCAAUCUACGCCGCCGAGCAUGAAGGCGACAUGAGCCUCCGCGUCGCCGCGGCCCCGGAGCGCGCGGCGGGCUUCGGGCAGGACGCCGGCCGCCAACACGCCAAAAAGUUCAUCGCCGUCCCCGCGCGCCUGCAGACGCGCUGCGGGGCCAGGGAGGCGGGCGGCUGCUCCAGCGGCGCCUCCAGCGCCGUCAGCGAACUGGACGACGCCGACAAGGAGGUGCGCAACCUGACGGCCCGCGCCUUCCGCAGCCUGGCGUACCCCUACUUCGACACCCUCAGCCUCGGCUCCCGCGCCUCCUCCGCCUCCCUCUCCGACCAUGCGCUGGGCGUCAACCGCUGGUCCACCUACCUGGACCUCAAGUGCGGUGCGCUGGGACCGCGGGGCGCGACGGGCGGCGGGCAGCUGUGCGUGCGCUCCGGCAAGGCGCCCAGCAGAGCGCUGCAGUUCGUGGUCAGCAAGCUGGACGGCGAGAUCGCGCACGUCGAAGCGCCGCCGCCGCCCCGGGGAACGCUCAGCAUGCGGGAGCCCGGCCGGGCCGCCCGCCCCGAUGAGGAGGAGGCCAGCAAGAAGUCCAGGUUCGCCUCCAGCCUGCUGAAGAACGUCAUCUCCAAGAAGAUGCAGCUGGAGCACGAGUUCAAGAUGGAGCGGGGCGAGCUCACCGACACGUCCUCGGCGGGGCCCGGCGCCGCGCCUCCCGCCGGCCGCGACCCGGAGCCCGGCGCUGGGACCGGAGGCGGCGGGCGGCCGCGGGAGGGCGGCGUGCAGCGGCAGAGCUCCCGGCUCUCGGAGGGAGGCUCGGAGCACGGCGCGCCGCCACCAGAGGAGCCGGGGGAGCGCGGCGGCGGGCGCUCGCCGGCUUCCAAAGCGUCGACGCCGCGCGAGGGGAGCCAGGAGAGAGCUGCAGCGGAGGAGGCUGCCGAGGCCCGGCGGGGCGGCUCGGAGGCGGCCAGGGCCACCUUCCUGCGCAGCCAGCACAGCGCCUUCAGGUCAUGGAAGGAGCGGGAGGCGGAGAGCAAGGAAGAGCGGGCGCCCGGCGGCAAGGCGAAGCCGUUCCCGCGGCUCGAGCCGGGCGAGGCGGCCGCCGGCAAGGCCACCAAGCUGUCGCGCCUGUUCGUGCCCGGCAUCCAGCACGCCGCUAAGGAGAAGGAGCACGCCGCUAAGGAGAAGGAGCCCGCCGGGCAGCGCCCCGCCGCCGCCUCGCCGCCCGCCGCCAGGCCGCGGCUCCCCGAGAUCAAGAUCAGCCUGGGGCCGCCCGCCGAGCCGCCGUUCAGCAUCGCGCAGCUGCUGACGCCGCAGCUGGCCGCCCGGCCGCCCGACACCAGCCACAGGGCUCCGCGGGCCGACGGCUCCGACAGGGUGCCGCAGUUCCUGGUGCGCGACGUGCGGGAGGGCAAGGGCAAGGCGCAGGCUCCCCUGCAUCAGGUGCGGGACGUCCGUAAGCUGAUCAAAGGCUCCCACGGCGGCGACUCGGCGGAUAACAGCAGCGACAGGGGCAGCGUGGGAUCCGAGCAGGGCGGCGCCGAGCACCGGCAGCCCGGCCCGGCCGAAGCGGGGAGCAAAGCGGCGGCGGGCGGCCGGGCGCUGGGCUGCCCGCCGGAGGGCACCGUGCUGGUGCACCGCACCUCGGGCCGCCUGCCCGUGGCCACCAUCGCGCCCAACAAGAGUGACCCGCGGCAGCCCGCCGUGCUUAAGAUCGUCGCCAAGUCGGCCGCGCCCUGGCGGCAUCAGGCGGCCCCGGCGCCCGCCGAGAAGGGCCGCGGCGCGGAGGAGGACACGCGGGAGGAGGGCAAGGCGGCGCCGGUGCAGAACGCGCUGGAGAAGCUGACGGCGGCGGUGCGCAGCAUGGAGGAGCUGUACAGCUUCAGCAAGCGCGAGUGGAAGCGCAAGAGCGACCCGCUGCCCAUCACCGGCAGCCACGUCCUGUCCCUCAUCGCCAGCCAGGAGCGCGACGCCGCGCCCCGCCCGCCCCUCGCCGCUGAGCCAACGCCCAAGGCGGAGGAGCCGGCGAACAAGGGGCCGGGCCCGGCGGGAGGAGAGCGACUGCCGCGCCGGGCCGCCAACCCUGCCGCCGCGACCGACAAGGUGUCCGCCAAGGCGGCCGCCUUCGAGAGCCUGGCCCGGCAGCGCCAGCGCGGCCCCGCGCCGCCCCGCGCCCUCCUCACGCUCCGCGGCCCCGCCGCCGCCGCCGCCGCGCCGCCCGCCAAGCCCCCGCCCGCGGGCGGCCCCGGGCUGCCGUCCGCCGCCGAUGGCUCCGCCGCCCCGCCGUCUCCCGACGCCGCGGCCGCUCUGUUCCCGCCGGUCCUGCCGCCCUUCGCCGCCGCGCCGCCGGCGCCGUUUUUCUGCUUCUCGCCAUCCGUGGCCGCGGCCGAGCCGCUGCCGCAGCGGCGGGUGCUGUUGGACGUAAGCAGCGGGCAGUACUACCUGAUGGACGCGCCGCCGCAGCAGCCCGCCAAGCGCCGCCUCUUCGACCCCGAGAGCGGGCAAUACGUGGAGGUGCCCGUGCCGCCGCCCGCCGUCGCCCCGCUGCCGCUGCCCCUGUCGCCCCUCGCCCUCAACGCCGGCGCCUUCGGGGCCGCCUACAUGCUGUACCCCGGGCUGCUGCCCGCCGCCGCCGUGCUGCCCGCCGGCGCCCUGCCGCGCCCGCUCUCCCACCCGGGCAGCGAAGGCAGCGGCGCGGCCGAUCCGGGCAGCCCGGCGGAACCCGAGGGCCCCUACUACGUGCCCGGCGGGCAGGGGCCGGCGGCGCGGCGCGGGGCGGCUGAGGCCAAACCGCUCGUCAGCAUCACGGCGCCCGGCGGCGGCUCGCGGCUCGUGGCACCGCCCUCCUUCGACGGCACGACCAUGCGUCUGGUGGUGGAGCACCGCUGAGCGCCGGGCCAAGGAGGAAGGAUCACUCUCCUUUAAUUGAAAUGCAUCUGGUAACUCCAAACAUUCAUCCUAAAAACUGCUUCUACAGUUUUCUAAUUUUUUUGCUUCAUACAAAACAAGCGUGCAAGUUUCUGGUUUCCUCAACAACAGUAAAUCACUGCUUUAUUUUCUGCACAAUUGUUUUUGUAUGGAAGCUGCUCUGCAGACUUUGUAUGUGGCUGAAAGUGGUGUGGCUGCUGCAGCUGUCUGUAAAACAGAGUGUGCAAAUAGAGCUGUGUUUGGGUUUGGAUCAAAGCACAGUUUUCUCCAGGUGCAUGCAGUGGCUUGGGAUUAGCCAAUGUAGCCACAUGACUCUUGAAUAAGAAAUAAGACACUCAGCUCUCUGCCACUGCUGCACAUCACAAUCAUCCCCAUAGGUUUUGCUGCCAAUAUAAGGUCAGAUCUCUAUUUUGUACUCUAUAGUCAUGCACUUUGAAUUGCAAACAGAGAGAACUGUAGUGUUCAAGUCAUUUGUAGUGUUUAUUUUUUGGCAUGGUUCAAAAGAGAUUGUGUAAAUAUUGGAAGAUAUGUUUGAUUGCUUUCAUUUUUUGUUUGCUUCUUUGUACUGUAUUGAACAUCACAAGUUGCCUUAAUUAUCACAGUGUUGAAAUACUGGAAAGAAAAUGGAUGUAAUAUUUGUAGAUCUCAGUUCUAAAGGAGAAGACAGCAUUUAUUUUGCUUUAAGGCUGCAGUCUUUUCUGUUUCAAACUGCCACAUUGCCGAUACUCCUAGUGAUUCCCCUGAGAGAAACUUCUUUGUUCCAAUUCCAUUCACGCAGUCAUUUAACAGUGUCUGACAGGUUCACCUGAGGGCCACAUCCAUGCUAUCUUUAUUUCCUAAGAAAACAGUUCUCUUUUAAACAAGAAGCUCCAUAGUCGCUCAAAAUGCAGUGACUUGUGAGCGUGUGUCCAAUGUUGCUCAGACCGAUGAUUUUGCUGACAGCAACUACUUUUUCUCAGUAAAAAAGAAUUAUGAACAUGCAGAUGUAACUAAACUGCCGUGUUUCUUGCCCAAAGUUUCAGUCCAGUGAAGCCCUUUGAGAAGCCUGUAAGCAUAAGAUCAAACCUAAGUUAUUUAAUGUAAAAAUUUCUCAAGAUGAAACGUUGAAAAUUUAAAAUCUAAAUGCAAACCCCCAAAGCCUGUACUUAAUGAUUUGCCAUGUGCAGGGUUUUCCUGUGCCUACUUCUAAAUAAUUGUCACGCUAACAGGAAGAAGGGAAUUAUUCCACCAGUUUCCAAACUUGUGAUGGAGAAGCAUUCAAGUUAUUUGUAAACCUUUCUAUUUAUUUAGAAUAUAAAUAUAUUUGUAUAUGCAUUAUUCAUUAGCAUUUUUUGCUCUUUUAAACUGAGUAAAUCCUGAAAAGUUAAUUUCAUCCAUUCAGUGUUAGAACAGAAAAGAUCUGGUGGGUAGGCAGCACUGUGUGAAACAUGGUGCAAAUGGAAUAGCACAGCUAUUGCACUCUUGUGAAGGAGAUAGAUGCUGUCAGCAUUAGUGCUUGUGUUAUUAUAAAGUGAAUGUUCAACUGAGCAGUUUGUAAUUUGAAACAUUUACUGGGCUUUUGAUCAUAUUCUAUUACUAUUUUUUUUUGUGCAGAAUUUAGCUAUUUUCAUGAUCUUUCUACAUGAGAACCAAGUCUUUGGCUGUGCUGAUUUAUUUUACCUGACAAAGUAAUUUUUUACAUUCAUUUUUCCCCCCAAAUUGUCAUUUCCACAAGUAAUUUGCAAAACACAAAAAUCAGCUACAGCUGUCCUCAUAGGUGUGAGAUUUUGUUUGACAUUGCCCUCAGGAUGAGAUGCACUGCAUGUAUACAUAUAGUGACUGAUGUAAUAUGGAUCUUCUCAUUUAUCUCAUUGUUAUGGAAAUCUAAUUAAAAAUAAUAUUCUGACCCUUUUUAAGAGCUUGAAGUGCCCGACUAGAACUUGUAGCAUGUAAUCUUAAGUUUCUGCAUUUCUGUCAUUUGAUCUGCAGUUACAAGCCUUAACUUUUUGCUGGGAUUCUGGCUAAAUGCCUCUUAUGGAAAAUGAAUGCUUCUUCCCCGUUCUCUUUACUCAGUAAUUUUGUGUAUGUUACCAGUAGACCAUCAGUGUUAAAACAGUGCUUUGGACUGCAGGACAGCGCAGGUACCAGAGUAAGUUGUCCACUGGGACAAAGCUGUGUAUGGUACAUACAUUACAAUAUUAGCAUUCAUGUUUAAAAAUAUUUGCGUGCUACCUUUUCUUAUAUCGGUGCUCAGAGUGAAGUUUCAUGUUGUGGUUUACAAGACAUAGGUUUGCACACACAAACUCAGGGUUUACAGUUUUACCCAGUGUACUUGAAGGGAAAAAAUGCCUAGGAAACAAGUGCCCAGGAUUUCAAAACGUAGUUGUUUGAGGAAAAUUUUGUAUGUUUUUUUUUUGUUUGUUUUGUUUUUUUAAACUAUUAUUUUAACUGCCUGUAGAGAUGAAAGCAAUGACAUGAGGUGAUACCAACAGCUACUUUAUUUUCUCAGGGGAGAUUUCUUCAGUAGAAUGUAUCACUUCUAAUGUCAUACAGUGUUUGCUAGAUUUUGUCUGUUACCAAACGUUGCACAUGCCUGCAUGGAGGGGUGGGUUUUGCAGGGAGCUGAGCUGCCCAGCCCAGCCCAGCCAAGCCCUCCCGCACCUUGGCUCUGGAUCCCUGAGGAGAUUCCUGAGGUCUUCCUGGGGCCAUGGUGGUUUUUGGCCUGACAGCACGAUGUUUUGCUGAACUGGGCUGAGAGCAACCAGUAACAUGCAGGGCCAAGCCCAUGGUUCUUCACACAGUGUGCAUCCAGCCUGGGCUUAAGCCUGGCACACAGCAGAUACAGCCAGAAAAGACUGUUGGAAAAAAAUCUGGGGAUGUGGUGCUCCCCCAGGAUAGCCAGGGGUGAGUUUCUCCUUCUGAUGGAGUGAUGCAUAACUUCGUAUCUUGGGUGAGAGGCAAGCCCUUGGUGUUGGGGCCUACAAGCUGCUUGUAUUAGAUGUUUCACAGUGCGGUCACAGCACACUGCAGCUGAAAUUCAACGGGGAAAGGCCUGCCCACCACUUGGGUUCCCUCUCAACCCUGCGGCAGGGUUCAAGGCCUGUUGCAGCCAUGAGUUUUAGGUUCAGUGGGACUGGAGUGAUGCUUGAGCGUGGCUCCAGUCCUUCGCAGCGGGGUCAGUUUCGCUUGAGUAAAGUGAAGUCCCUGGUGAAUGAUUUCAAAUGUAUUUAUGGGUUGUGUGUGGUUUGUUUUUGUUUUUUUUUUUUUCCUCCUGUCUGCAUUCAAAGGUGCCUCUACUAUUUAGUGCUGAUGGCCGAAGUGUCAUUCCUAAUUCUCAUAAAUUACCAUUGACUUGUCACUACCCAAGAACACAUACAGUACUUUAAAAAUACUUGUGUUUUUCCACCUCUCUCUGUGUUUUUUUUUCUUCCCCAUCCCUCUUUUUUUCCAUUUUUUUCUUACUUGAUCCCCUUCUUUUUAAGGGGGUGGGUUAUAGUGUAAAGGUAUUUAAAAGUGCACGUGUGAGGAAAGGGCAGUGAUUGCUAUUAGAAUGUGGGUGGUAUGUCUGAUGGAAGAGCAGUGAGUUAUAAGGCAAACAGGAAAAUGCUGUGAAAGCGUUGUGUGGAUAACAUGGAAAAAUAAAGCUGUAAUUAGAGAAAAAUGGACUCUGAGCUGCUUCCAAUGUAGGCGACACUGUGGGAGCACGCAGCUGAAGCCUGGAGCAAUCCUGCUGCUGAGUGCCGUGAGCCUGGGAUGUUAGGGAAGCCGAGUGACUCCGGGAAUUGCACUACACGUCAGGGACACCUCGAGACGUCGGUAUCGCUUGAGAACAGACUGGUUGGAACUGCCGGAUACCGAAGGUUGUAGUUGAAUGAGUAAGCAUUUGUAUUAUGGGUGGGUUUUUUUCGUUUUGUUUUGUUUUGUUUGAAUGUUAUGACAAAUAAAAUGUAUUUUUCAGUAAAAGAUACACUUCAAAUG
Messenger RNA from Phasianus colchicus (ring-necked pheasant), 7668 nucleotides. The record is from RefSeq and is a predicted model, not a curated record. NCBI's taxonomy places the organism in Eukaryota, Metazoa, Chordata, Aves, Galliformes, Phasianidae.